GAGAAAUUGACCGUAUCACGACCCUCAUCUUUUGCCAUCGCCAAUCCACGGUCCACCACACAACAGCUUGUCGCCUUAACAGCACCCCAGCGACAAGAUGCGAACCUACGAAGACUCCUUCUCCGGCGCGAGAAUUUACCCUGGCAAGGGUAAGCUCUACGUCCGUGGCGACAGCAAGAUCUUCCGAUUCCAGAACGGCAAGUCGGAGUCGCUCUUCCUGCAACGAAAGAACCCCCGUCGCAUCUCUUGGACCGUCCUCUACCGCCGCCAGCACCGCAAGGGUAUCUCUGAGGAGGUUGCCAAGAAGCGAACCCGCCGAACCGUCAAGGCCCAGCGAGGCAUUGUCGGUGCCUCUCUCGAUGUGAUCAAGGAGAAGCGCAACAUCCGCCCCGAGGCUCGCUCCGCUGCCCGCGCUGCUGCCAUCAAGGACAGCAAGGACCAGAAGCAGGCCGCCGCUGCCGCCAAGAAGGCCGAGAAGGCCAAGCUCGCCGCUUCCUCCGCCAAGGGCCAGGGCCGACAAGUCAGCAAGCAGGGUGCCAAGGGUGCCGCCCCCAAGGUUAAGCCCACGAGCCGUUAAGAUGGGACCUGAGGGGAAAAUGGGAGAGUGGAGUCCGUGGUUCUUGUGUCUUUCUCCGGCCGGUUCUUCUACAAUCUCGGGUGCAUGGGAUGCCAUAGGGUGCAUUGAUAGUUGAGCAAAUGCCAUAUCGGUGCAAUGGUCAAGAUGAAUCUCUUCUUACGUGCAGUGACGAAAGACACGUCCCGUGUGCUCGUUCCGGUGUACUGGUGUACUGGCGUAGCUAUCACUUAGUGGCGGGUUAGGUAUUGUGCUCUCAACGUCAAAACUUGAUAUCAGGGUAUGUUCGUAUUAUCAUCAUGCACGCAUCAACAAGCCAACGCCUAGCAUAAACACAUGCAUGUGGGGGAAUGAAGACAAAAU
Messenger RNA from Ilyonectria robusta, 937 nucleotides. Its product is annotated as ribosomal protein L24e-domain-containing protein. Gene Ontology annotation, molecular function: mRNA binding; structural constituent of ribosome. Gene Ontology annotation, cellular component: cytosolic large ribosomal subunit. The record is from RefSeq and is a predicted model, not a curated record. The transcript is spliced from 3 exons. Gene Ontology annotation, biological process: cytoplasmic translation. The coding region runs from base 98 to 577 and encodes 159 amino acids. NCBI's taxonomy places the organism in Eukaryota, Fungi, Ascomycota, Sordariomycetes, Hypocreales, Nectriaceae.